UGUUUUGUGUUAUUUUACACAGUUGAAAAGUACAAUUAUCUUUAACGCUGAUUAUAAACACUUAACCUGUACUUAAUAAUUUUAAUACGGUUGUUGAGUUUACACUCUAUCCGUAGUGCACAUGAACGCAGCAAUCUUGUUUAACACGUGAUCGGCUAAUGUUAACGGAGCUUUAUCAUUUGCAGAAUUUACGUGUUGUGGUGUGUUUUUGGUGGGGUCUGCCACAUUUUUCUGCGCCGUCAGCGACAAGCAAGAGAUUUUUAAAAACCCUUCUGAGAGGUGAUGGAUGUUGGCGCAAGUCCGGUGCUCUAUGAGCUGCUGGCCGAGAUGGGCCAGGGCUCCUUCGGCAAGGUGUACAAGGCCAGAGAGUUGGGUGAGAGAGGGCGCCUCCUGACGGUGAAGAAGUUCCAAUUCUGCAGCGAGUCGUCGCUGUCUUCGGGCAACAACGGCAUCCCUCCUCACAUGCUCCGUGAGGUGGCGCUGCUGUGUAGGAUGAAGUACUUCGACCACCCCAACGUCGUCAAGUUAUUGGAUGCGGGGGCCAUGCUUGUGGGCAAGGUAUUGGACCUCAACUUGGUGUUGGAAUACAUAGACCAGGACCUGUCCACUUACCUGUCCAGAGCCUCUCCGUCUGGACUUAGCCGUGACGACAUUAAGGCCGUGAUGCAGCAGCUGAUGCGCGGCCUGGACUUCCUGCACGUCAACAUGGUGCUGCACCGUGACCUCAAACCGGAAAACGUCCUGGUCAGCAGCAGCGGCCUGGUCAAGAUCGCCAACUUUGGCCUGGCUUGCUUGUACACCUUCAACACGGCUUUCACGCCAGGUGUUGUCACGUUGUGGUAUCGAGCUCCGGAAGUGCUACUCAACUCUGUUUACAUGUCAUCUGUGGACGUGUGGAGCGCGGGAUGCAUCUUUGCCGAGCUCUUCCUGCUAAAGCCGCUCUUCAAAGGAUUCAGUGAGGCGCAGCAGCUUCAAAUCAUCUUUGAGUUCAUCGGUUUGCCCGGCGAGGAUGAGUGGCCACAGGACAGCCCCGUCACUUACUCACUCUCGUUGGGGCCCAAAGAGCCCAGUCCCCUGCUGCUGCUCUCCUUGAACCUCGACGAGAGAGACCUCCUCCUGCAAUGUUUGACCUUCACGCCGAGCAGACGCAUCUCGGCCGCCGGGGCUCUUGCUCACCCCUUCUUCAGCCAGCACUGAGGGA
Molecule: messenger RNA, 1201 nt
Organism: Phycodurus eques (leafy seadragon)
Lineage: Eukaryota; Metazoa; Chordata; Actinopteri; Syngnathiformes; Syngnathidae
Gene: cdk21
Product: cyclin-dependent kinase 21
Exons: 8
Coding region: 283-1197 (304 amino acids)
Biological process (GO): G1/S transition of mitotic cell cycle; signal transduction; regulation of gene expression
Cellular component (GO): nucleus; cytoplasm; cyclin-dependent protein kinase holoenzyme complex
Molecular function (GO): cyclin binding; ATP binding; cyclin-dependent protein serine/threonine kinase activity
Source: RefSeq, a predicted model, not a curated record